CAUCUUCCACCCCGCAACACCCAAACCAAUCAAAAUCGUCUCUCUUUUUCUUCUCCGACAUGCCUACCAGAAAUAGCACUGCCACCACCUUCGACCUAUACUACCACCACUGUUCCCGUCAACAUCUCUUACUACCAGUUCUGGCACCCUCUAUUGCCACCUUCUAGCCACUCCGCAUUUGCCAAUGUACAUUUGAAAAUAAACCAAGAAAACUCACAUAAUGCUUGAAAAUCAAACCGAGAAAACUCACCUACUAUCGUACGGCUGCCGUCGUUGCCAUCGACAUGGUGCCGCACCUAAAUCGAUACCACCACCACCAUCUCAAAUGCCAGUAGCAUCUACAACAAAAAUCCACAACCAAGAGUAAAAUAAUUGUUAAACCCUGUGCAAUUUCGAAACCUCUCCAAAUCCAACAAAACUACUAUCGUCUACUGUUGAUUUCAAAAUCGACACCAAAGAUCUAACAAUUGGAUGCCCAUCAAUCGUCACCAUCACUAGUAUUUGUCAAAUCCCUACACAAUUACCGCCCCUUCCAAUGAAAUGGGACCUCAAUACGCUGGUAAACCUCAAAAAUCAAAUUAUGUUCAUACUUCAGAUCUGGUAAAGGUCACAGGUGUUGUGAUUCAGAAAAAAGAAGUGCCAGAGACUACUAGCGCCCCUAUUGCUACAAGCUCUCACAUCACCAAAUCCUUAGUCUCAUCGUCUGGUGAUGCGUCACAAGAAAGAUGUCUAUCAGAUUUGGCAGAAUAUUCAGGCAGGAGAAAUUCUGUAGCAGACAACAUCCUGGCUGACACACAAAAGAGUCUCAUGGCUAAUGAUUUUGGGGAUUUCAAUGUCAACAAUAAGCAAAAUGACUGUUGUCCCGUGGAUGCCAACAGUAGUAGUUCAAAUCCAGAGUCUUUGCAGUUUGAUGGAGAACACAUUCUUCAGGAACAAACGUCUCUUAAAGAAGAGUUUCCUCCAUCUCCCUCUGACCAUCAAAGCAUUUUAGUUUCCUUAUCAUCGCGGUGUGUUUGGAAGGGAACUGUCUGUGAAAGGUCCCAUCUAUUUCGUAUUAAAUACUAUGGAAACUUUGACAAGCCACUGGGCCGAUUUCUGCGGGAUCAUUUAUUUGAUCAAAGUUAUAGAUGCCGCUCAUGUGAGAUGCCCUCGGAAGCUCAUGUUCAGUGUUAUACUCAUCGACAAGGUACCCUUACAAUUUCAGUUGAGAAACUGCCAGAAAUUUUAUUGCCGGGCGAAAGGGAAGGAAAGAUUUGGAUGUGGCACAGGUGCUUGAGGUGUCCACGUGCUAAUGGCUUCCCCUCAGCAACUCGAAGAGUUCUGAUGUCUGAUGCUGCUCGGGGGUUGUCCUUUGGGAAGUUUUUAGAGCUAAGCUUUUCAAAUCAUGCAGCUGCUAGCCGGGUGGCAAGUUGUGGCCAUUCUUUACAUAGAGACUGUCUUCGGUUUUAUGGAUUUGGUAAGAUGGUUGCUUGCUUUCGUUACGCAUCAAUUGAUGUUCACUCAGUCUACCUUCCUCCCGCCAAACUUAAUUUCAACCAUGAGAGUCAAGAGUGGAUACAGAAAGAACUGAAUGAGGUAGCUGGCCGGGCUAAGCUUUUGUUCUCUGAAGUGCAAAAUGCUCUUUGCCAUUUGGUAGAGAAGAAAUCUGGGUCAGAUUUACUUAAUAGUGGCAUGAAAGUACCUGAAUCAAGUUGUCAGCUAGCAGAUUUGGAAGGGGUGUUGCAGAAAGAGAAAGCUGAGUUUGAGGAGGCACUCCAGAGAAUUUUGAAUAAAGAGGCCAAAAAGGGCCAACCAGCCAUUGAUGUUCUUGAGCUCAAUCGACUGCGAAGACAGCUUGUCUUCCAAUCUUAUAUGUGGGACCACCACCUCAUAUAUGCAGCCAGUUCAGAUGACAAGAACCAACAGGAUGAUGCCUUCAAUACAGAACCCGUUGAGAAACGCCCUCCCCCUCGGGUUGAUGGGAAUCUUGUCGGUUCCAAUGUUUCAGUUAAGACGUGUGACUAUUCUGAUGUUGUUCUUUCAGAUGCGAAACAUGGAAAAAACCAAGAUCUAGGGUCAAGAGAUAGCUACAAGAAUUAUUAUAAAGUUUGUGGUCAAAGAACUGAUGUAGCUACUAACUUUAAUCAUGAAACUGAAAACCCAUUAACAUCCUUUGCCGGGACAAAGGCCUAUGAUGAAUCCAACCUUCUGGAAUCGGAUGCUACUGUUCGUAGAGCCGUCUCGGAUGAGCAAUUCCCUACCGUGGCAAGUUUAUCAGAUACCCUUGAUGCAGCUUGGACCGGUGAAAAUCACACAGGGAUUGGAUUCCCCAAGAAUAAUACUAUUUCUGAAUUAGUUGAUGCAGAUUCUUCAACCUCCAUUGGAGUGGGAGCAAAACUGGAUGUCGGAGACCAUGGAGAGGAUUUGAACUGGUCUAAGGUGUCUCCUUCACCUCCUGUGUUAUCUGCCAAGGGCUCUGAUACUAUGGAAGAUAGUAUGAGCUGGUUAUGUAUGCCGUUUAUAAGCUUCUAUCGGUCAUUAAAGAAAAACUUUUCAGGGGCUGCUCGGAAAAUUGACACACUUAGUGAUUACAAUCCAGUCAGAGAGUUGGAACUCCGAGGUGGGGCUAGCUUACUCUUGCCUGUAGGAGUUAAUGAUACAGUUAUUUCAGUGUAUGAUGAUGAGCCCACGAGUAUUAUAUCUUAUGCACUUGUUUCUCCUGAUUAUCUUUUCCAAGUGUCUGAUGAUCUUGAGAGACCAAAGGACACUACAAACUCAAUGAUUGGUAUGCAGUCCCUUGAUUCUGCUAAUUUCCAGUCCUUCUCUUCUAUUGAUGAUAUAACGCACGAGUCCUAUAGAAGUUUCGGUUCUGGAGAUGAAGGCAUCUUAUCUCUGUCUAGUUCUUGUAGUUCCUUGCCUUUGGAUCCCCUCUCAUAUACAAAAGCUUUGCAUGCCAAGGUAUCUUUUGAGGGUGAAGGACCCCUUGGGAAAGUGAAAUAUACAGUUACUUGUUACUAUGCAAAGAGUUUCGAAGCCUUGAGGAGGAUUUGCUGUCCAUCUGAGGUGGAUUUCAUUAGGUCUCUUAGCCGGUGUAAGAAGUGGGGAGCACAAGGAGGCAAGAGCAAUGUCUUUUUCGCAAAAACCAUGGAUGAACGAUUUAUUAUUAAGCAAGUGACAAAGACUGAGCUGGAAUCAUUCAUCAAGUUUGCCCCUGGGUAUUUUAAAUAUCUUUCUGAGUCAAUCAACUUUCGGAGUCCAACAUGCCUGGCCAAGAUCCUAGGAAUGUAUCAGGUAAUGACCAAACAUCUUAAAGGAGGGAAGGAAUCAAAAAUGGAUGUACUCGUUAUGGAGAAUCUUCUGUUUGGAAGAAAUCUGACUCGGCUUUAUGAUCUCAAAGGAUCCUUGAGAUCUCGGUAUAAUCCUAAUUCUAGUGGAAGUAAUAAGGUUUUGCUGGAUCAGAACUUGAUCGAAGCAAUGCCUACGUCACCCAUUUUUGUUGGAAAUAAAGCGAAGAAAUUUUUGGAAAGAGCAGUCUGGAAUGAUACUACUUUUCUUGCUUCAAUAGAUGUAAUGGAUUAUUCGCUACUGGUUGGGGUCGAUGAAGAGAAGAAUGAACUUGUUCUUGGGAUUAUUGACUUCAUGAGACAGUAUACAUGGGACAAGCACCUCGAGACAUGGGUGAAGGCAUUGGGCAUCCUUGGUGGACCCAGAGAUGCUUCACCGACAGUAAUUUCCUCAAAGAAGUACAAAAAGAGGUUCAGGAAAGCGAUGACUGCCUAUUUUCUGAUGGUUCCAGAUCAAUGGUCACCUCCCACAGUAGCUCCUAGCAAGCCUCAAACGGAUCUAUGUGAAGAGAAUGCAUACUCUGCUGAGUAAUCCCCUCCUAGGUUAUCAAUGUUUUUGCAAUUCUUUUUAAUUUUUCACUCAAAUUCUAUUGGAAGAAGCCUUAUCCUUUUGGAUUCUCUUUUCAAUGAGUAUUCAUAUAGUCAGAAGAUAGAAAACAAUGCUGUUAUUGCCAUAGAAAUUAAAAUUAUACCUACCCAGAAA
Messenger RNA from Olea europaea var. sylvestris, 4026 nucleotides. Its product is annotated as 1-phosphatidylinositol-3-phosphate 5-kinase FAB1B-like. The record is from RefSeq and is a predicted model, not a curated record. Gene Ontology annotation, biological process: phosphatidylinositol phosphate biosynthetic process. The coding region runs from base 541 to 3855 and encodes 1104 amino acids. NCBI's taxonomy places the organism in Eukaryota, Viridiplantae, Streptophyta, Magnoliopsida, Lamiales, Oleaceae. Gene Ontology annotation, molecular function: 1-phosphatidylinositol-3-phosphate 5-kinase activity. Gene Ontology annotation, cellular component: endosome membrane. The transcript has 7 exons.